GUGUCACGGGCGGGGGUGACGUCACGGCGCGUCGCUUUCCCGACGGCGGCUGCGGAGGGUCAGUGCGCUCACCGGUACCGGCGCCAUGGAGGCGGCUCCGGGUCCGGUUCCGUCAGUCUCCUCCGGAGCCUUGGUGCCCGCUGCUGCUCCGGGCACCGCCCUAGCUAAGGGGAAGGAAGCGGCCGCGCCGUCCCCGAGGCGCCCGAAGAAGAUCCUGGAUGAGGAGGCCUACAUCGAGAGCUUAGAGACCAUCAUUCAGCGAGACUUCUUUCCCGAUGUGGAGAAGCUGCGAGCGCAGAAGGAAUAUCUGGAGGCUGAGGAAAGUGGGGACUUGGAGAAAAUGAGACAAAUUGCUAUCAAGUUUGGUUCCUCCUUGAGUAAAUCGUCGAGGGACACGCCUGCGCCCUAUGUUACUCCAGCCACCUUUGAAACCCCAGAAGUGCGUCCAGGUGGUCUUCCAGUAGGGAAUAAAUCCAAAGCUGGCAUCAAAGCAGCAGAGGAAGGAAAUGCAGAAAAAGAUGAUAAAGAGGCACUUCCCAGUCUGGACAGCUUCUUGGCAAAACACACAAGUGAGGAUAAUGCUUCCUUUGAGCAGAUCAUGGAGGUGGCCAAAGAGAAGGAGAAGGUGAAGCAUGCCUGGCUGUACAGUGCAGAGGAGGAGUAUGCUGAGCGCCGCAGUGAGAACCUGGCCCUUCCCUCAGCAGAGCAGCAAGCUCUGGAGAAUGUGAAGGCUGGGCUGGAAACCUGGGAGUACACAGCUCGAAACACCCUCAUGUAUUAUCCAACAGGUGUCUCUGAUGAGGAUGAAGUUUUUAAGAAGCCCAGGGAAGUUGUCCAUCGAAACACACGUUUUGUGAGGGACCCUUUCAGCCAAGCUGUGAGCAAGUCACAGCUCCAGCAGGCUGCAGCCCUCAAUGCCCAGUACAAACAAGGCAAAGUGGGACCAGAUGGGAAAGAGCUGAUACCUCAAGAGUCUCCAAAAGUGAAUGGCUAUGGAUUUGUGGCUACUCCCUCUCCUGCUCCUGGUGUGAAUGAGUCUCCUUUUAUGACCUGGGGUGAAAUUGAAAGCACCCCUUUGCGUCUGGAAGGGUCAGAAACACCAUACGUGGAGAGAACACCUGGACCAGCCUUCAAGAUCCUGGAGCCUGGGCGCCGUGAGAGGUUGGGACUCAAGAUGGCCAAUGAAGUGGCAGCCAAAAACCGAGCGAAGAAGCAGGAGGCAAUUCGGAAAGUGGCAGAAAACCUGGCCAGCCUCACUCCAAAAGGACUAAGCCCAGCCAUGUCACCAGCUUUGCAAAGACUGGUGAACAGGACUGCAAGUAAAUACACAGACAAAGCCUUGCGAGCCAGCUAUACGCCUUCCCCAGCCCACACAGGAACUCCUGGUUACAAGACUCCAGCAAGUGGGCCACACACGCCCACCAGCACCCCCCAAUCUAGGACAGUGUCUCAGACGCCAGCAUCCCAGGAUAAUACAUCAAUCACAGACAAUUUACUGCAGCUUCCUAAAAGAAGGAAGGUAUCUGAUCUCUUCUGAAUAUUCCGGUCACCAGCAAGGUGACAGUGACCUGGCUGUGCUCAGAUGUCUGCAGACUGGAUGCUGGUGGUAGUGAGGGGUGAUUAGAUGCAGCUGUGAGAACAGAAGCCAGUGGUUACAAGAUCUGGGACCAGAGGUACCAUAGGCUAUGUUGCUAAAAUAGCCUGUGAUGUGCUUUUUGGAAGUUGAGUAUCUCCUGCUGUGGUGUAACUUCCCUUUGAACUGCAUGGGUGGGAGAUGCACAGGGCUGCUGUAACACAAGGUUGCUUCCUGUAACAGCAGAGAAGGUUCUGGACUCCUGAAAAGAGCAAUCAUUUUUUUUAAAGAUAGAUUUCUCUUCCUAAGAUGGCCAUACAUUUAAAUUACCUUUCUGUACAAAGAUGUCUAUUUAUAAAAUGUGCUAAGCCUUCCUAAAA
Messenger RNA from Calypte anna (Anna's hummingbird), 1953 nucleotides. It is a transcript of the gene ESS2, whose product is annotated as ess-2 splicing factor homolog. Bases 86 to 1537 code for a protein of 483 amino acids. The transcript has 10 exons. The record is from RefSeq and is a predicted model, not a curated record. Gene Ontology annotation, cellular component: catalytic step 2 spliceosome. Lineage: Eukaryota; Metazoa; Chordata; Aves; Apodiformes; Trochilidae.